ACACUGAUCUAUCACAAGUGAGCUGUCAAUUUUCAUUUAGAUAAAAGAUGAGCUUUAAUUAUAAUCCUCUACUGGAAUUAAACCGGAUAUUGCCCGAUACAAAAGUGAAGCACACUGUCAUAAUAAAGUGGAAUUGAAUUGAAAAAAAAUGUGUGGGUGUCAACAGCAAUGUAGCCAUUCCAUGUGACUUUUUGGAAACGGAAGCCCAAUUUGUACCAGAUUCAGAUAAAAUGGAUGAAGAUGAUGUUGCCAAUCAGAGCUAUGCUGCUCAACAUAUAAAUGAUCUUUUGCGAUGUCCAAUAUGCCUUGACAAAUACAGGACACCAAAGCUGUUGCCUUGCCAACAUACUUUCUGUCAGUCUCCAUGUCUGGAACAACUCAUAGAUAGAUUUCACCAUAUAAAAUGUCCCGAAUGUCGAGUAGAUCACAGGGUGCCAUAUGCUGGUGUAUCCGCCUUCCCGACCAACAGAACAUUACAAAACUUCCUAGACUUACCUGUUCAACGUGUGCCAGAGCUUCAGCAGGCAUCAAACCAAACACAAGCAUCGUCAAACUCUGGAGAAAGUCAAGCUGAAGAAAGAGGUCCCCCAGAUCAAAAUCAGCCGCAAAUAAGUGGGCGUCGAGCUUCAUCAAAUGCUCAAGCUUCUUCAUCUCCGCACAACGGUUGCUCGGAAUGUUCGAACCAGUUAACAUUGUCCCGUUGUGCUCACUGUAAUGCUGUUUUAUGUGAUAAUUGUAAAAGAUCUCACGUAGAACAAUUACGACUUGAUAUAAAUAGAUUAGUAAGUCAGUUACGUAGAGGUGUACCAAGAUUUUCGGAUGCUGUCAGUGUUAUAGAAAGUAAAUCAGAACAACUGCAUCAGAGGGCUGAAGCAGGAAAAGCUGAAAUAACAGAAACUAUAGAACGUUAUAUUUCAGAGUUAAGAAAUAGGCAAAGAUUGUUGCACAGUGAAGUACAAAUGUGGUUACUUGGUGAGAUACGUUCAUUGCGAAUGUUACAAGAAAACGUGGAAGUUGAAUUGGCGAGUACUGCAAGUUUUUGUGAUUCGACUGAGUCUGUUCUUUCACGCCCUAAUACAACAAUUCCUGAUGAAGAUUUGGUAGAUUUAAAACGUCAGUGUGUUGAGCAUAUGGAGAUUAUCAGAACUUAUGAAGAUGGAGGCGGAGUUAGAUUGCCGAGGGAAAGGAAGGUAGAGGUAACAUUUGAAGGUAACAGAUUCUCUCAAGCUAUAUCAAAUUUUGGUGAACUUUCAAUCAUUGAGCGAGAUGAAGCUGGUAGUAGCAGUAAUUCGAACAUUGCCUCGGAUCCUCCAUCUCUCACCUCCGUGUCAUCGUCCUCUAGGGAAUCUUCUCCAGCCGUUAAUGUUGGAAUAGGUAGAGGACGAGAAAAUUCGCCACGUGUGGUCACAAUGGGAGGUAUUACAACAAGGGACCUAUCACCAGCAGGUCCAGAUAGAGCCACUGCCGCAGGAAGAGGACAACCAUCACUUGAUUCUGCUCUUGUGGCAAUAGGGCGCAGCUCGAGGGUUGGUAGAAAUGAUGAAAGAUCUGCUGGCCUAAUGGGUGGAGGUGGCUCUUCUGAUGUCACAGAAAAUGUAGGUCAUACCACUAGACCAACUCAAAGAGAGCGUUUAGCUGGUUUAAUGGGUGGUGGUGGAGGUGGAAUUGAAGCUAGUCCUUCUCCACGUGCUCAAAGAAGAGACAGAACAGCUGGUCUAAUUGGAGGACAGGGAACCAGUAAUAACUCUGGGACUAACUUGACGGAAAAUGCAAGACGUCAAAUGCCACAGAAUCUAUCAUGGGAGCUACCAGUAAAUUUUGAAUAUCCUCCAAGAAGUAAUAUACGAGUUGGCAAUGGCAGCCAAAGUAACACAAACACAAGAAGAAGCUUGCAGGAAAGGCGAAGGCACAAUUUAUCGGAUUCGAGAUUGUUAAACAAUCUAGGAGCAGCUGCCAGGCAAGAAAAUGACAAUACUGCUCGGAGACGAAGAAACAGAAGUGGCGGCUCUUCCCAGAACACCAUGCAGCAAGAAACCGGAGCAAGUUCAAGUGGUGAUCGUCCUCCCCCGCCUACUAGAAGUCGUACAUUUACUCGAGAAGAGUUUAGGCAAAUAAGAGAAGAAGACACUGUGUCAAGGUCAAGCUCUGCAGAUUCUACAAAUAGAAAUAGAGAAUCAUCUUUAAAUAGUGAUCAAAAUGAUGAUACAGUUGAAAAUACAACAUUUCGACUUGCCACAGUUGAUGGUGGUGAAAGUGUGAGAGUGAAUGUUUCUCGGAAUAAUUAUCAAGACAAGGGCAGGUCAAUCAUUCGAUUUGGCUGUAGGGGAAGUAAUGAUAGUGAAUUUGUAUGGCCUAGAGGUGUUACAGUUUCCAGGUCAGAUCAUAUAUAUGUUGCUGACAGUAGUAAUCACAGAGUACAAGUGUUUGAUAAUAUUGGCACCUAUAUAAAAAGUUUUGGUUCAUAUGGACAAGGAGAAGGGGAAUUUGACUGCCUGGCAGGAAUUACAAUGAAUACAAUGGGUGAAUUUUUGAUAACAGAUCGAUAUAACCAUAGAAUUCAGGUCUUUGAUUCUAAUGGAAAUUUUAAAAUUGCGUUUGGUGAAGAAGGCAAUGGCGAUGGUCAGAUGAGCUAUCCAUGGGGCAUUGCUUGUGACAGUAUGGGAUUUAUUUAUAUAUGUGACAAAGAAAAUCAUAGAAUUCAAGUCUUCCAGUCAAAUGGGAUUUUUGCAAGGAAGUUUGGAAGGCUUGGAAGACAGAAUGGACAAUUUGAAAAUCCCCAUUACCUCGCUGUCAGUUUGGACAAUAAGAUUUAUGUAAGUGAUAGUAGUAACCAUAGAAUACAAGUGUUCAGUAUGUAUGGAGAUUAUAUCUUCCAAUUUGGCUCCAUUGGUACGAUGCAAGGGCAGAUGAAAUAUCCCAAGGGCAUUGCGAUUGAUGAACAAGGCUUUGUUGUUGUGGCUGAUAGUGGAAACAACCGUAUACAAGUAUUUCGGGGAGAUGGAAGAUUCUAUUGUAUGUUUGGAAGUUAUGGAAGUGAUAAUGGCCAGUUUAAGGGAUUGGAGGGUUUGGCUAUCCUUGGAAAUGGAAAUGUUGUAGUUAGUGACAGAGAAAACCACAGAAUUCAAAUAUUCUGAGUAUUAGUUUUAAGAAUUUUAAUAUGAAUUACAUAAAACUUGUAUAAUGACAUCUAUGUUUAUCGACAAGAAAGAGCAUCAUGUUUUAUUGAUCUUUUUCUUCAGAAAAGAUUUAUUUAUUCAAUGCCAAAACCCUGGUAGCUAAGCCAAUGAAAAAAGUAUUUUGAAAGUUUUUGCAGAUAUUUAAAUAAUACAGAAGUUGAUAUCACUGGUUCAUCUGGUACCUGUGUUUGCACAAGACAAAUACAAUUAGGCUCUUCCAGAUUUUGCUAUGCUUAAUGCUUUCCAUGUUUGACAUAUUCCAUGAUCUCCUAAAUGCAAAGAAAUCCAAUAUUUGUUUACAUUUCAUCAAAGUCAUAUCGCUUUUGUUAAUUUGUUAAGUGUUAUAUUUCAGAUAAACUACUGUGCCAAAUGUUGUCUUACUUCAUUCUUAUAUAAGUAAUUAUAUCUUAUUAUACUAUUGCUACAAA
Messenger RNA from Ruditapes philippinarum (Manila clam), 3604 nucleotides. RefSeq names its product RING finger protein nhl-1-like. NCBI's taxonomy places the organism in Eukaryota, Metazoa, Mollusca, Bivalvia, Venerida, Veneridae. Gene Ontology annotation, molecular function: zinc ion binding; ubiquitin protein ligase activity; protein binding. Gene Ontology annotation, biological process: proteasome-mediated ubiquitin-dependent protein catabolic process; negative regulation of translation; protein polyubiquitination. The record is from RefSeq and is a predicted model, not a curated record.